CCGAGUAAAUGUACGACAUCCCCGACUCAACAGAUUGGCUCGGCACGCCCCUCUCCAAGCUCGCCCGCGUAGAAUCCGCCCUACGAUGCCAAGUAUGCAAGGACUUCUUCAGAAGCCCAGUCAUCACCUCCUGUUCACACACGUUCUGCUCCAUAUGCAUACGCCGAUGUCUAAGUUCGGAUGGAAAAUGUCCCGCCUGCAGGACUGCAGAUCAGGAACUUAAGCUGCGAAAGGAUAUGGCGAUGCAGGAGAUGGUGGACUCGUUUAUGUCGGCACGACCUAGCGUGUUGGAGUUCGCGAGAACCGCCACGGUGAGAACAGAUGAACCAGAGGGGGACUUCGAGCUGCCCGCGUCGAAGAAGCGGAAAAUAGAUACCUUUGUAUCGUUGGCUGAGAAGGGUAAGGCGGUUUCGGGCGCGGAGAGGAGAACACGCUUGCAAAGUAGAAGAUUAGAAGAUCAAGAUCUGCAAACGCAGGCGGAAGUCAUCGACGAUACGGAGGAUGAGGACUUUGACCCAGAUGAUGGCCUAGUCGCAUGCCCAAUGUGCCAGCGAAGGAUGAAAAAUGAAGCUGUCUUCCCCCAUUUGGAUAAUUGCCCUGGUCCUUCAGAGCUACCAAAUCCCUCCACAUCAUAUGGACCUUUACGAAACCAUGCUCGCCCUUCUGAACAAUCACAACAAUCCCCUCACACCAAUGCUCCAAAACGCCUCCCGACGUUAAACUACUCACUCCUGAAAGAGACGGUUCUGCGGCGAAAGCUCAAGGAGUUGGGAAUACCUGACUGGGGUUCCAAACCUCUAUUGCAAAAGAGACACACAGAGUGGAUGAAUAUAUGGAACGCGAACUGUGAUUCCAGAGUGCCGAAAUCGAAACGCGAAUUGUUACAGGAACUCGAUAUCUGGGAACGGACACAGGGUGGCCAUGCACCAGCUGCGUCUGGUAUUUCGACGUCUUCUCCAGUAACGCGCAAGGAUUUCGAUGCUUCCGUUUGGACGACAAUGUAUGGUGACGACUUCAAGGUACUCAUUGCCAAUGCUCGCAGGAACAAAGAGCAGGCUCUCCGGGCUGGUAACUCGGGAACGAUUUUGGCAGCAGACCAAUGUGCGGGAAAAGAAGAUGGUGAACAUGAGCAUACUAUAACCCAACCAGAUUUGCCGGACACUCGACACCAGACUCGGAGAGUCGAGAGUGAACCGGAAAAUAAUACAACAAUAGGCGGGGCUGUAAAUGAGAUGAAUGGGGAGGGCAGUAGUGCAGGCAUGGAAACCUGAGAGACUGAGAAUUGUAGAGGACACUGCAGCCUGAUGCAUAUUUCUCCUUUCCAUAUACAAUGGCAUUCUAGCGUUGGCGUUUUGUGGGUAGCGAAUACGCAUCUUCCAUAUAUGG
Messenger RNA from Histoplasma capsulatum G186AR, 1386 nucleotides. RefSeq names its product postreplication repair E3 ubiquitin-protein ligase rad18. Bases 9 to 1271 code for a protein of 420 amino acids. NCBI's taxonomy places the organism in Eukaryota, Fungi, Ascomycota, Eurotiomycetes, Onygenales, Ajellomycetaceae. Gene Ontology annotation, cellular component: nucleus; Rad6-Rad18 complex. The transcript has 3 exons. Gene Ontology annotation, molecular function: single-stranded DNA binding; ubiquitin protein ligase activity. The record is from RefSeq and is a predicted model, not a curated record. Gene Ontology annotation, biological process: protein monoubiquitination; DNA damage tolerance.